AAAUAUCCCACGAGGCAUCCGUAUGUCAUGACCACGGUAGAGUCAGUCAUAGAGUUUCUCAUAUGGAGUCAGUAGAGCUAUAGUGAGUAGAGCCAAAGGAGCAUUGAUAGGUAGAGCGACUUUUAAAUCUGUUAGGCCAUUGGUUAAGCGUUUGGCCGCAUAUUGAUUAAAUCUGGCAACAAGCAAUAUGGCGGCGCCCAUGGUUCUAUGCGUUCUUGUAUGUUUGUAAACAUGUGUUUUCCUGCAUCGUAAAGCGUGAAUUAUUCAUUGUUAUUGCGCUGCAUAGUCGUCGUUCCUAUGUCUGAACUUAUCUGGUAGGUGUUGAGUAGUAUUGUCAUCGAUGCAGAGAAGAAAGCAACUGCCUGUUCAGAAGCUGCCAACACUACAGGCUUCUACUUCAUCGAGCUUGGAAGAUCCUUCAAAUGAUGAGGACCCCAACGAGAAGUUCGAGCGAGAACUGAAGUGGUGCAUUGAGCAGCUUAAUAUUUCGCUUUCUCAUGCCGACACAAAAAAGAAAAACUAUACUGAGCAACUGCGGGCUCUCCAAACGCUUCAAAACGUGAAAGCGCCCGUCGUGAAAAAAAGGCAAGUAAUGAGCAUGACACUUGGAAACUACAGGGAGAAGAUGGAACUGGAAAAGGCAAAGUUCAUCACCGAUUCUACCAGAAAGACUAAGCUGCAGCCUCAACAUUCUGCAGAGACCAAGUCUAUCUUCCUGCGGAAAGUGCUGACGUCGAACAGAGACAGCCAACCUGGUGUGCCAGAGUCUGGCACAGAGUUCAAGUUCAACUUUGCCAUUGACACUGAGGACACUUGAGUGAGGUGCCUUAUUUUAAAUAAUAAAGUGCCUGUUGCCUGUA
Molecule: messenger RNA, 860 nt
Organism: Dermacentor andersoni
Lineage: Eukaryota; Metazoa; Arthropoda; Arachnida; Ixodida; Ixodidae
Product: UPF0488 protein CG14286
Source: RefSeq, a predicted model, not a curated record